CGUCACAAAACCAACUAUACCCAAAAAUGGCAGCGGAGAAGAAGGCAGCAGAUCAGAAGACGACGGACAAGUCGACAGCAAGAGCAUGGCAAGGACUCACACCAGCGCUGUCAGAAUGGAUGCUGGACGCCAUUUCCAGCAUGGGCUUCCAGCGCAUGACUCCAGUACAAGCGAGUACGAUUCCGCUAUUCAUGGGACACAAGGAUGUCGUUGUCGAGGCCGUCACUGGUAGUGGCAAGACUUUGUCAUUCCUUAUCCCAGCUGUUGAACGUCUGCUACGAGUCGACGAACCCAUCAAGAAGCACCAUGUCGGCGCAAUCAUCAUCUCUCCGACUAGAGAACUGGCGACACAAAUCCACUCGGUCCUCAUGUCGCUAUUACAGUUCCAUGCCCCAUCCGCUGCCGCCAUCCGACCAAAAGACGACGAAGACGAAGAGAUGACCGACCCGAACGCUCCUCCCAAACUCACCUUUCCCUCAUCAACCCCCAAGGUCGUCCCGCAACUGCUCCUUGGAGGUACUACAACUCCCGCCCAAGACCUGUCCGCUUUCCUACGAACCUCGCCGAAUCUUCUCAUCGCUACUCCUGGCCGUCUGCUAGAGCUCCUCUCGUCACCCCACGUACAUUGCCCGCAAUCUGCUUUCGAGCUUCUGAUCAUGGACGAAGCCGACAGAUUGCUCGAUCUCGGGUUCAGCGACACUCUGCAAAAGAUUCUCUCGAGACUGCCGAAACAAAGAAGAACCGGACUUUUCAGUGCCAGUGUGUCUGAAGCCUUGGACCAGCUCGUUCGCGUGGGAUUGAGAAACCCAGUCAGAAUUGCCGUCAAGGUCAAGAGUGCCUCCGGUGCUCAUGACAAGCGUACACCAGCCAGUCUGCAGAUGGCAUACCUUUCGACUACACCACGCAUGAAGCUACCAGCUCUCAGUCGCCUGCUCACCCAACUUCCUACCACUCCUCAAAAGACUGUCCUGUACGUCUCGACAUGCGCGACGGUCGAUCACUAUCAGCAUGUACUUUCUGAAGUCCUCCCGAAACAAUUCAAAAUCGUCCCGCUUCAUGGCAAGCACCCACCCAACGUACGCACAAAGAACUUUGGCAGAUUCGUAAACUCGAUAGACUCGUCAAUCCUUCUUACCACCGAUGUCGCCGCGAGAGGUCUGGAUAUUCCUGCAGUCGAUCUCGUAGUACAACUCGACCCUCCCAGCGAUCCGAAAACAUUCCUCCACCGAUGUGGACGUGCAGGAAGAGCAGGAAGAAGAGGUCUGGCUGUCACAUUUUUGAGCAAAGGAAAAGAGGAGGAUUACAUCGAGUUUCUGCGCAUCCGAAAGACACCCAUCGCACCGCUCACAUCACCAGCGAUUGAACCAACAGAAGAGGAGGCAAACGAGGCUACACGAAAGAUCCGGGAGGUCUUGAUAUCAGACCGAGCACUACACGACAAGGCACAGAGGGCAUUUGUGAGUUGGGUGCAAGCAUAUAGCAAGCACUCAGCAAGCAGUAUCUUCAGGGUACAAGAUUUAGAUUGGGAGGAGUUGGGUCACAGUUGGGGUCUUCUUCGACUUCCCAGGAUGCCCGAACUGAAGAAGUUCCAAGGAGAUAAGCUGCUCGGUCAGCAGAUCGAUUGGGACACAUUUUCAUACAACGACAAGAAACGGGAAGAGCACAGACUGGAAGAGCUGGAGAAGCUCAAGGCCAGUGGAGGUCCGAAGAAACGAGCAGGUGAUGGCAAGACGCCGGAAGAGAGGAGGAAGGACCGAGCAUGGACAAAUCAGAAGGAUGCUAAGACGACCAAAGACACACGUCGCGAAAUCAAGCUGGCGCGUCGUGAGCAUGAGAGGCAGAAGGGCUUGACGGCGGAAGAAAAGGCCAAGGAAGAAGAGUUGAAGAGGAUGAUUGAGAUUGUAAGGCAAAAAGGAGAAGAAGAGGAAUUCGAAGGCUUCGAAGACUAGGUAUACUAGGCAGAAGUGCAGUUAAAUGCAUAAAUUCGAGCUUCAUUCUGCUUCGUCAA
This is a messenger RNA of Aureobasidium pullulans EXF-150, 2008 nucleotides long. Its product is annotated as DEAD-domain-containing protein. Lineage: Eukaryota; Fungi; Ascomycota; Dothideomycetes; Dothideales; Saccotheciaceae. The transcript has a single exon. The record is from RefSeq and is a predicted model, not a curated record. Gene Ontology annotation, molecular function: ATP binding; nucleic acid binding; RNA helicase activity. Gene Ontology annotation, cellular component: nucleolus. Bases 27 to 1949 code for a protein of 640 amino acids.